Trichomycterus rosablanca is the source of this 1378-nucleotide messenger RNA. RefSeq lists its product as uncharacterized. The record is from RefSeq and is a predicted model, not a curated record. The coding region runs from base 116 to 1150 and encodes 344 amino acids. Gene Ontology annotation, biological process: Arp2/3 complex-mediated actin nucleation. NCBI's taxonomy places the organism in Eukaryota, Metazoa, Chordata, Actinopteri, Siluriformes, Trichomycteridae. The transcript has 7 exons. Gene Ontology annotation, cellular component: actin cortical patch; Arp2/3 protein complex. Gene Ontology annotation, molecular function: actin filament binding.
CAAGUGCGGUUAUGCUGGGUCCAAUUUUCCAGAGCACAUCUUCCCAGCACUUGUUGGUCGCCCAGUCAUACGCUCAGAUACCAAAGUGGGAAAUAUUGUGAUUAAGGCAAGUUUCAUGUUCUUGGACCUAAUGGUGGGAGAUGAGGCAAGUGAAUGCCGCUCUAUGCUGGAGGUCUCCUACCCUAUGGAGAAUGGGAUGGUGCGUAACUGGGAGGACAUGCUCCACCUAUGGGAUCACACAUUUGGACCAGAACGUCUAAACAUCAACCCUUCAGAUUGUAAGGUUUUGCUAACUGAGCCGCCACUAAACCCCUUGAAGAACCGUCAGAAGAUCGCUGAGGUUAUGUUCGAGACCUACAAGUUCCAUGGCAUUUACAUUGCCAUCCAGGCCGUGCUGACGCUUUAUGCACAAGGUCUCCUGACUGGUGUGGUGGUGGAUUCAGGUGAUGGUGUGACUCAUAUCUGUCCAGUAUAUGAAGGUUUCUCUCUCCCCCACCUCACUCGCAGACUGGACAUUGCAGGUCGUGACAUCACACGUUACCUCAUCAAGCUGUUGCUGCUGAGAGGCUACGCCUUCAACCACUCUGCUGACUUUGAGACGGUUCGGAUGCUAAAGGAGAAGCUGUGUUUUGUGGGUUACAACAUUGAACUGGAGCAGAAACUGGCCAAUGAGACAACAUUUCUGGUGGAGUCGUACGUGCUACCAGAUGGCCGCACAGUGAAGGUCGGUGGAGAAAGGUUCGGGGCUCCAGAGGCGCUUUUCCAACCGCACCUUAUUAAUGUAGAGGGAGUUGGAGUGGCUGAACUGCUCUUCAAUACCAUCCAGGCUGCUGACAUUGAUCUCAGAGCUGAUUUAUACAAACACAUUGUGCUGUCAGGAGGGACCACCAUGUACCCAGGGCUUCCCUCGCGAUUGGAGAGAGAAAUUAAACAACUGUACCUGGAAAGAGUGCUGCAAGGAGAUACAGACAAACUUACGAAAUUUAAGAUUCGGAUUGAGGACCCCCCUCAACGUAAGCACAUGGUGUUCAUGGGAGGAGCCGUGCUGGCAAACAUCAUGAAAGAUAAAGAAUCCUUCUGGAUGACGAGAGCAGAGUAUGAGGAGAAAGGGCUAAAAGUGCUGGACAAGCUCGGUGGAGGAACUCGAUGAACCAACACGUACAUCCAAACAUUCUCGUCUUGAAAAAGAAACACUGUACUAAUAAAUGACCAAAAAUUGUAUUACUUAUUUCUAACAACUCUGAAACAUUUCUCCUCUCAAACAACUAAGCAGUAAUAAUACAUGUCUCAAUGCACCAGGGUUAAAGUAGCUAUCUAAAUAACAAUGCUCAGACUGUGAAACAAAUAUUCUAAAGGAAUAAAUACAGAAUCUACAACA